This is a messenger RNA of Penicillium taxi, 1938 nucleotides long. Its product is annotated as ABC1 kinase family protein. NCBI's taxonomy places the organism in Eukaryota, Fungi, Ascomycota, Eurotiomycetes, Eurotiales, Aspergillaceae. Bases 1 to 1938 code for a protein of 645 amino acids. The record is from RefSeq and is a predicted model, not a curated record. The transcript has 2 exons.
AUGGCGCACGCGACGCUACUUGGCUCUUUGCGACCCGUCGCACCACGAGUCUCACUCCGACGCGCUUUAUUCCGCCGACUUCACGCCGGCCAGUAUCAACCAUUUGUCCCUCCGACACCAAGCUCCCUAGGCAAGCCCACACCAGCCAAGACAUAUACCCGCACCCUAAAAUGGCUCCGACGGCUAUUCUACGUGUCAUUGACCACAGGCAUUAUCUACGGAAUCGACAAGCAGUUCUACGCCUCGUCAUUGACCCGUACAACCCGGACUUUCUCCUUGGGUCUUCUCGUUGCGCUAGACUACAAGAUUAAUUUCCGACCGAACCCUCCACUUGCCAGCUCAAUCGCUGCUGUACAUGCUCGUAAUGCGGAGCGGUUGUCGGACCUGCUACGUCAUAAUGGUGGUCUCUAUCUCAAGAUCGGCCAGGCAAUUGGCAUGCAGUCGGCGAUUCUGCCACCAGAAUUCCAGCGAAUGUUCUCGCGCAUGUUCGAUGAUGCGCCGCAGAAUGACUGGAAGGAUGUUGAGAAGGUUAUUUGGGAGGACUUUGGCCAGUCGCCCGAGGAGGUAUUCGGUGUCUCGUUUACCGGAGAGCCUGGUAAAGGUGUGAUGGAACGUAGGGCCCGUGCAAGUGCUAGUGUGGCUCAGGUACAUUGGGCACGUCUUCAUGAUGGUAGGGAGGUGGCUAUCAAGAUUCAGAAGCGGGAGAUCGUACAACAGUUGGCUUGGGAUCUGUGGGCUUUCAAGGCCGUCACAUAUAUCUACAGUAAACUGUUCGACAUUCCAUUCUACAGCUUGGUACCAUAUAUCACCGAAAGAUUAUCGUUGGAGACCGACUUUGAAAAUGAAGCGACCAACUCAGAGAACAUGGCUCGACUGGUGGCAGGGGAGCCCCGGUUGCGCGAUCGGGUGUACAUCCCCAAAGUAUACCGGGAGCUUACCUCGAAACGAGUCAUGACCGCUGAGUGGAUUGAAGGGGUACGUCUCUGGGACAAGGAUGCUAUCACACGGUCGUGGCGAGGUGGCUGGCGUCAGGGAAGUCCAGGAUGUCAUGGAACGCCCUUGGACUCCCCAACACAUAGAUUCCAGGAUUCAAGCGCAGCGAACGUCAAGCCGGAACGUAAUGACUGGCGGGGCCGAAACAACCGCGGCGGACUAGGUCUGUCUCUGAAAGAUGUGAUGACCACAAUGGUCGACUUAUUCUCGGCUCAGAUGUUCCUUUGGGGAUGGGUACAUUGCGACCCACAUCCUGGAAAUAUUUUCAUCCGCCGCCAGCCCUCAGGGCAGCCUGAGCUGGUCCUCAUCGACCAUGGACUUUACAUUCACAUGGAACCGGGCUUUCGACACCAGUAUGCACGCUUUUGGAAAGCGCUGCUGACAUUUGAUAAUAAAACGCUGGGCGAGAUCGCUCAAAGUUGGGGUGUGAAAAACUCCGACAUCUUCGCUUCGGCGACCCUGAUGCGCCCUUAUAAUGGCGGUGACAUGUCAACUUACCAUGGCAUCAAGGGUCUGAGUAAGGCGGAGCGCGCAGAGCGGCAAUACGAAAUGCAACAGGCUGCGCGCAAGGCCAUCCGUGAGGUUCUGGGUGAUGAGACGAAAUGGCCCCAGGAGCUGAUCUUCAUCGGACGGAAUCUGCGUAUCGUACAGGGAAACAACCAGUUUCUCGGAUCGCCGGUGAAUCGGGUCAAGAUCACCGGUUUAUGGGCUUCGCGUGCGUUGGUAGAAUCCCCAGACCUACCCUUUCCAGAGAAGAUGCGCAAUCUGGGUCGACAUCUGAUAUUCCGCUUUGUGUUGUUUACUACCGAUAUCUUCUUCUACUUCACCAAGGUGCGCCAGUUCCUGCAUCUAGGUAGGGGUAUGGAAGAUGAACUCGAGCGUCAGAUGCAGGGAAUUGCUAAGGAUAUGGGUGUAGAACUGAAUCAUAACGUUUUUGAGGGAUAG